CCUUGUAACUUAUUACUAGGUGUUGUGGUUAAAGUACGCAAGUCGCGCGUAUCCAAGGCAACCUAAUCCGGAGAGAAACGUAACAUGCCGAGCUUAGUAUCGUGGAAAUCCGUGCAAGCAGUUGUGAUAAGUUUACUACUUCUAACUACUUUAUCCCUGGAAUGCGGACCGGGACGGGGAUCAGGGCGGCGACGGAGGCCGCGGAAGUUAACCCCUUUAGUUUUCAAACAGCAUGUUCCUAACGUGUCGGAAAAUACCAUAGGGGCCAGCGGUCUGCCCGAUGGACCCAUCAGAAGAAAAGAUUCCAAAUUCAAAGACCUUGUGGUGAACAGAAAUUCAGACAUUUAUUUUAAAGAUGAGGAAGGAACGGGGGCUGAUCGAAUAAUGUCACAGCGAUGCAAGGACAAACUGAACAUGCUGGCAGUGUCCGUGUCCAAUCAGUGGCCGGGGGUGAAGCUGAGGGUGGUGGAGGCGUGGGACGAGGACGGCACCCACUCCAAGGACUCCUUGCACUACGAGGGCCGCGCCGUCGACAUCACGACGUCGGACAAAGACAGCAGCAAGUACGGCAUGCUGGCGCGCCUGGCCGUCGAGGCCGGGUUCGAUUGGGUCUACUACGAGUCGCGGAAUCACAUCCACUGUUCCGUCAAGUCAGAUUCGUCGGUGGCAAUAAAGAUUGGUGGAUGUUUCCCAAGCUCUGGGACGGUGGCGACCCCGACAGGUGUGAAGACUAUGGGCGAGUUGUUUGUUGGAGAAGAGGUCUUAAGCGUCAACGGGGCCGGCCAACAUGUGUUUAGCGAAAUCUUUGCAUUUCUCGAUAGAAACGAACGCGAGAGGGCGCUGUUUUACACCAUCUCCACCGACAGCGGAAGGGAGGUAACUCUGACGCCCAAACACCUCAUUUACGUGGCGGACGGUAAUUCGUCGGACCUUUCCGUGAGCGUUAGAUACGCCGAGGACGUUCGAGAGGGUCACCAUCUUCUCUUAGCAGACAGUGACGUCACUGACGACGUCACGAAUGGGCGAAUAACUCUUUCUAGAGUGACGGGUAUUAAGGCAAGGACUGAGGUUGGCGUUUAUGCGCCGCUGACCGCCCAUGGUUCGGUGGUCGUCGACGGAAUCGCUGUAUCGUGUUACGCAUACAUCAAUGACGCUGAUUUGGCGCAUUUUGUUUUCGCGCCAAUGAGAGGCCUUCAUGCGCUGUAUAGUUACCUCCCCUGGUUAGACGGAAGAGUGCGCACCAACACCACCGAGCGGGUCUCUGGGAUUCACGUAUACGCGAAACUGCUCUAUGAUUUCGCUUCGCUUUUCAUGAGUAGAAACACCCUCUACGUUCCGUGAACAAUGAACGCCCGUCAGCAACUGCUACUGUUUAAUUUCCGUUGGUGUUUUUGUUUUUUUCAAAAUUUAAUUUACGUCACAUACAGAUGAGUUACCAUGUUGGCAUACUAUUGCAGUAUUGACGUCAGUUGAUGACGUCAUAAAUAAGCCAAUGAUUUCGGUUCAUGAGAAAACAUGCAUAAUUAUGACAUUAUAUUACAUUCUUUUGUUACUUACCAACACAUAAGACUAGACGCGGUCCUGAAAGAAAGACUGACAUGGUUGACAUACUUCUAAUAAAUACAC
Molecule: messenger RNA, 1626 nt
Organism: Gigantopelta aegis
Lineage: Eukaryota; Metazoa; Mollusca; Gastropoda; Neomphalida; Peltospiridae
Product: sonic hedgehog protein A-like
Exons: 3
Coding region: 85-1341 (418 amino acids)
Biological process (GO): multicellular organism development; smoothened signaling pathway; protein autoprocessing
Molecular function (GO): calcium ion binding; patched binding
Source: RefSeq, a predicted model, not a curated record